AUGACCGUCACAUACGAUUCUCCCGCCCGAGGGUCGCACACCUCAAUGGCCUCCCUCGAAGAUCGCUUCCAGGUGAUGAAGGAAGUCGGCGAUGGAAGUUUCGGUAGCGUCGCUGUGGCACGGGUACGCACGGCUGGAUCGCAUAUUGCACGACGGGGCACGAUGGUCGCUAUCAAAACCAUGAAGAAGACUUUCGACUCCCUGACGCCAUGUCUUGAACUGCGGGAGGUCAUCUUCCUGCGGACCCUUCCUAUCCACCCGCAUCUGGUCCCCGCCCUCGAUAUCUUCCUCGACCCCAUGACCCAUAAACUCCAUAUCUGCAUGGAGUACAUGGACGGCAACCUGUAUCAAUUGAUGAAGGCUCGCGACAACAAGUACUUCGAAGGCAAGCACGUUAAGAGCAUCCUCUACCAGAUCCUGUCCGGCUUGGACCAUAUCCACGCACACCAGUUCUUCCAUCGCGACAUCAAACCUGAGAACAUCCUGGUGUCAACCUCCGCCCCGAACGACUCGACCUUCAGCCGCUACUCGAAUCUGGUCACACCUCCCCCGACGCCUCCCACCUACACUGUCAAGAUCGCCGAUUUUGGCCUGGCGCGUGAAACUCACUCCAAGCAACCCUACACCACCUAUGUUUCUACCCGCUGGUAUCGGGCCCCUGAGGUCUUGCUGCGCGCAGGAGAGUACUCCGCCCCCGUGGAUAUGUGGGCAAUCGGUGCGAUGGCUGUGGAGAUUGCGACGCUGAAGCCGCUGUUCCCAGGAGCGAAUGAAGUGGAUCAAGUCUGGCGUGUCUGUGAGAUCAUGGGCAGCCCCGGAAACUGGUACAGCAAGUCUGGUGCCAAGAUCGGCGGUGGUGAAUGGCGCGAGGGAUCGCGACUGGCCCACAAGUUGGGCUUCACGUUCCCCAAGAUGGCACCGCACUCGAUGGACACCGUGCUCCGGGAGCCGCGGUGGCCGGCCGCUCUCAGCGAGUUCGUAACCUGGUGUCUUAUGUGGGACCCUAAGAAUCGCCCAACAUCGACCCAGGCGUUGAACCACGAGUACUUUGCUGAUGCAGUCGACCCCCUGCGACCCAAGUCGUCGACAUCCUCCCGGCUGCUGGGCCGGAAGUUAUCGGAAAAGAGCUUCAAGUCCCCGACUCUUUCCCCCAGCGACUCGCCCACGCUGUCCUCCAAGCCUUCGUGGUUCCGUCGGUCAUUGAUUGGCCGCUCUGACAGCCCUGUUCCGACGGUUGACGGGGACAGCCCCGCCCGGCCUCCUGCUGUCUCGUAUAACACCGUUCCUGAUGUUCAGCCGGCCAAGACACGACCGGCGAACAACAAGCGGGCAACCUGGGCCAAUGGUGCUCCGAUGCCCAUUCUUCCUUCUAUUCGUCCGGUCUCUCCCCUGUCAAAUUCCGUCACGGCGCAGGCCAACGCAACUGUGGCACACCGCGAUGCUUCGAAGCUGACUGAGCCUGAAGAGAGCAAAGCCAGCAAGAAGAUCGGCCGCCAACUGUCGGUCAACUCUAAUGGCAAUCAUUAUGCCGACAUUCACAGACAAGAGGCUGAGCGGAUGCUGAAUGGCUCUGGUAACACCACUCCCACUACGAAAGAGAGCUUCUUCUCUCACCUGCGCAAGCGUGCUCGCCGACUCUCUGGACGGAACCAGGCCAACGCUACCCCUGAGGAUAUCGAGGCUAAUGCUGGCUGCAUCCCAUGGUCUAACCGCUCCUCAAUGGCGCUUGACGGGGCUAACGUGACUGAGCCCAAGCCACACUCGGACUUGAGCGAGCUCGACAAGGCUCUGCAGAGCGUGAAGUACUCUCUGGACUCUUCUACUAUGAGCAAUGUGCCCGUGCAGUUGUACUCUGACAACAGCAUCAAGCGGCAGUCGAUGCCUCAGACAACAGGCGCCAACCCAGGCCCAAUCUCCAGUCGAAGCCGGCGGGCAUUGCAAAUGACAAGCCACCCUGUCCACCGAUACGAGACCCCGGAGGAAGAAGAUGAACUGCUGGAUGAGGUCCUGCACUCUGCAAGCAAGGCGGCCAGACGGCUUGCGCAGACCCAGUCUCUUGCAGGCCCAUCUCCGAAUGUGACUCACCGCCACCCAGACAAUUCGCGUGCUCUCCCGAGUCCCUAUCCAACCCCCUCGCCCACUGCCAAGGCAGAUGGCUACUUUGAGAAUGUGCACUCAACACCUGUGAAGCAGGGCAUUCUCAAAGACGACCACACGAGUUCCAAUCGUCAGUGGCCGACACCACCAUACGAGGAAGCUGAAUGGAGUAACAAAGCUUCCGCUUUGCACUUCCCUUCAUCAUCCAACUACAUCUAA
Penicillium macrosclerotiorum is the source of this 2313-nucleotide messenger RNA. RefSeq names its product serine/threonine-protein kinase. The transcript has 2 exons. The record is from RefSeq and is a predicted model, not a curated record. Bases 1 to 2313 code for a protein of 770 amino acids. Gene Ontology annotation, molecular function: ATP binding; protein serine/threonine kinase activity. NCBI's taxonomy places the organism in Eukaryota, Fungi, Ascomycota, Eurotiomycetes, Eurotiales, Aspergillaceae. Gene Ontology annotation, biological process: protein phosphorylation; intracellular signal transduction. Gene Ontology annotation, cellular component: nucleus; cytoplasm.